AUGUUCACCUCAACUGAUCGAGCUUUACUACGGGCCGUCGUUUUCGCGUGUCGCGGUUGCAAAAGAGAACGGCAUCAUCUCACUGUAAAGGUAGUGGGAAAUGAAAUAUUGAACGAUCCCUGUGAGGGACACGUAUGUACGCCUGUAAAUACAUUUCAAGAUAGAGCCAACAGAUUGAUGUAUAAGACUUGUCAGAAAGUGCGAAGUGAUCCGCUUAUCGCAAGUAAGUCAAUCCCAGAGAUAUGGGAAGAAACCUUACAACAAACAAUGACCGGUCGUCGUGGAUCUGAGGAAUUGGUAGCAUAUUUUUACAAGUAUGGUCUGGAAUCUAGGAGAAGAACCAUUGAAAGAGCGAGGGCGGCCAACAUUCACAGUCAUGUAACGUGGGACUACGUUCCCCGAGCCUACGCCUUCCUUGAAGAUGGAAGUCCAUUUCUUCAGGACAUAAAUGAGAUUAUUCAGUUGUACUAUUCAUCAACUACAAUCAGGAUGGCUUGCGAAAAGGGCUUGCAUGCCCUAGUGAUGGAUGGCAUGCACAAAAUUCUACCUAGCAAUUUUGGUGAUGUGCAGCUAUAUACGAUCCACGGCGUCCUUAUGUCCGAACAUGAAGUGCCGCUAGUUUAUGCGUUUACAAGGAACAAAACCCAACAAACGUAUGAAAGAAUCUUUAGCAGAGUACAGCGAGAAUUGCAAGCGGCUGGCGCCACCGACCCUUCAAGAAUUAUACUGGAUUUCGAAAUCUCAGCUUUGAAAGCAGCAGAGCGGUGCUUCCCGAAUACGAGUGUAGAAGGAUGUCUUUUUCACCUUAGCCAAUGCUGGAACCGAAAAAGAAACGCUCUUGGAAUCACCAAGUCCCUAAAAGGACCUCAUCGCAGUGCUUUUGUGAAAAAGUGGUGGCGGACAAUAAAGGGAAUCCCAUUUUUGCCGGAGCGAUUUCUCUCGAGGCUGCCUGGCUUGUUCCGUCCGUCCAUGCCCGAUACACACCCAGCCUUUGAAUGUUGUGAAGCGUUCUUAGUCUAUCUCUACGAUACGUGGCUUAGCGAACCACUUCGUCGGUACUGGUGCAAAUGGAGAAUAGGGACCUUAAGAACUACCAAUAUUGCAGAAUGCUACCACAGCAAAUUUCGACGAUCACUUGGCCAAAAACACGCGAGCUUCCAAAAUGUUCUGGCACGCAUCAAGCAAGAAAACGUAAAUGCGGUCGCUAAGUUGAUGACUUUUGAUCAGUUCGACAUUGGAAGACAUGUUCGCAGAAAGUAUUCGCUUCGAAAAGAGAAGAUAUCCCGAAAAAUGGAGUCAUUCGAGAGGCAAAUACAGGGAGUAGUCACCACAAGCGCACUGAUAAGAUACUGUAGAGCCAUGUCGCGCUUUGUUAGCGAAAAGGCCAUAUGA
This is a messenger RNA of Cylicocyclus nassatus, 1392 nucleotides long. The record is from the annotation of a GenBank genome assembly. NCBI's taxonomy places the organism in Eukaryota, Metazoa, Nematoda, Chromadorea, Rhabditida, Strongylidae.